UACACACAGCUCCCAGAUCGCGGGGUUUUAGUUUUACCGACUUCAUAAGUUUGCAAUUAUGAUUGGAUAAGAAAUUCAACACUAUUAAGGAAAAUAUUUCAUGUAACUCUAAACUAUCAAAGACAAUUAUCGUAAGAGUUUUGAUGUCCGAAUAUGUCCCAUCGUAAUUACGUACGCGAAGAGCAGUAUGUAGGACCGUACAGGCUUGAGAAGACGUUGGGAAAAGGCCAGACAGGACUUGUUAAAAUGGGAGUACACUGUGUGACAGGUAAAAAGGUAGCUGUUAAAAUAGUCAACCGAGAGAAGUUAAGUGAUAGCGUUCUUCAAAAGGUUGAAAGGGAAAUUGCUAUCAUGAAACUUAUCGAACAUCCUCAUGUACUUGGAUUAUAUGAUGUCUACGAAAAUAGACGACAUUUAUAUCUUAUUUUAGAACAUGUGUCCGGUGGUGAAUUAUUUGACUAUUUGGUUCGGAAGGGUCGUUUAGCGCCAAAAGAAGCAAGAAGAUUUUUUAAACAGAUUAUAUCUGCAUUAGAUUUUUGUCAUAGUCAUUGCAUAUGUCAUAGAGAUUUAAAACCCGAAAAUCUUUUACUUGAUGAUCAAUUAAAUAUACGUGUUGCUGAUUUUGGUAUGGCAUCAUUACAACCUGAGGGUUCAUUGUUAGAAACUAGUUGUGGCUCCCCACAUUAUGCUUGUCCAGAAGUUAUAAGGGGUGAAAAAUACGAUGGACGUAUGGCAGAUGUUUGGUCUUGUGGGGUGAUUUUAUAUGCUCUUCUUGUGGGUGCACUACCGUUUGAUGAUGAUAAUUUAAGAAAUUUAUUAGAAAAGGUUAAGAAAGGCGUAUUUCAUAUACCAGCAUUUGUUUCAAGUGAUUGUCAGUCAUUAUUAAGAUCUAUGAUUGAAGUGGAUACACGUAAACGUAUUACAUUGAAGGAGGUACUAGAACAUAAGUGGGUCAUUGGUGAUCAAAAUACACCUUUACCUUUGGAGCUGCCAAUGACUCAAGCUGUACAAACUGCUAUUAUUCCUACACGUGCAGAUAUAGAUCCUGAUAUAUUUUCUACAAUGACUUCCUUACAAUGUUUUCGUGAUCAAGAAAGAUUAGUUGAAGAAUUAUUAUCUCCGGUACAUAAUACUGAAAAAGUUAUUUAUUUUCUCCUGUUGGAUCGUAAACUACGAAAUCCCAGUUCGGAUGAUCCAGAUGAGAUUCGAUCUAGGAGUAGUACUCCUGAUCCACCUCGUAAAAGAAUAGAUAGUUUAAAACUAACAUUAAAUGGUUCAUCACGUUUAUCACUUGGAAAUCUAAGUGAAGGUUCUCCAUUAUCUGGUCGUCGUGGUUUGGCUGUACAAAAAUUACGAAAGAAAUCAUUUUCCAGUGGAUUAGAUAGUCAAUCUAGUACGCCUGCUGUUAGCCCAUUAGGUUCACCACUUUCCCUUCAACGUGUUCAUUACAGACCAGUAGGAUGUGAAAACUUGGAAAACUCACAUCCUGUACAAGUAUCUAUAUCAGUCCCACCAUCAGCUAGAUCACAAACUACAUCUACAGUAUCUUCUACAAAUACAACUGAAUCAAGAUCUAACACAGUAGCAAUUACAUCAACGGAUAACUGUAGUUUAACCAGUAAUAUUUCAACAAACCAUGUGUCAACAAGUACCACUAAUAUAUCAUCGAAUCUUCCAAUUCAUGGAAUUACUUCUAACUCUUCAAUUAGUGGUACCCAACAAUCCCAUAUACCGCAAUUACAACAACAUCCAAAUCUUAAUAUUUACUAUUUUGGAAGCAUUCCACAUAUUGGUCAUAGACCACAACAUUUUCUUCACCCGUCAAUGACUCCUAUUCCUGUUGCAACAACUUUAGCUCCACCACCUCAUUUUGUACCACCACCAUUCCAUCAUCUACUUCCUCAUCUUCAUCCACAUUCAUUUACACCUGGACCCUAUUUUAUGCCACCGUUUGCAAGUGGUAAUAAUAAUAAUGGUUCUAUGCUACCGGCUCCAUCUGGCCCUGGUGUGACUAUACCUUCUUUAUCCACAACAACACCUACGACAAGUAAUUAUAAUAACAGUAUUGGACUGUUACCGGUGCUCACUGAAGUUUCAUCAAUUUUUGAUCAAAUCAAUCAUCCACCAUCAGUAAAUCCUAACGUUGUUUCAUCAACAUCUUCAUCGUCAUGUUUAAUUCCUUCAUGUUCUACAUCUUCGAUUGUAACUACAGAAUCUAAUUCAAUCUUAACCAAUUCCACCAUAUUUAUACAAUCGAAUAAAAUAAUGAAUACAGGAGUUACCACUAAUACGACAACGACAACAGCAACAACGAUAGUAAAUACGACAACGAUAACAGCGAAUCAUAAUCAAAACAGUGAUAUUGGUCAAAACACUGAAAGUCUAUUGAUGUCAGCCGAUAAACAAUCAAUAGAAAACCACUUAAAUAAACAGACACAGUCUAUAAACGACGUACAAAACAGUUCAAAUUCAGUGAAAACAAUUCACAAAGAACAUGAAAAAGAUUUGAAUUCUCCAUUAUUAGACCAAAUACACUCGUCUAAUUCACCAAGUACAGCUCCUUCAUCUCCAAUAAGUGGUGGUGUUCAAUCAAUUCGAAAGAAAUGCAACUCAUUAGCUCAUUCAUCAUCUCCUCCUCUAAAAUCUCAAUCGAGACAGACUGUAAUACAUCAAAAUUCAAAAGAUGUACCAUCACGACAAUCUCCAGCUCAAUCACCUAUAUCUGGUCAAAAAUCAGGAUCAACUUCUUCACCUAAUAACAAUCUCAAUGUUAAUAAUAUAUCUCGUGAAAAAACACAUACUACUAAUGGGACAACAAAUGUACAAUCAGAUAUAAACGGACAAACUGUUAAAUAUUCGACUCUAGAAAAUCCACGUCUUAAAUCUGAGAUUAGAAAACCCCGUUUAGACGGUUUGAAAACUGUGGAUAGUAUAACUUGUGGAAGCCCUGUAUUAACAUCAUCAUCAUCAGCUUCUACUACAAAUAGUCCAAUAUUAUCUCAUACGAUUUUAUCUAAUGCUCCACCAACAAGUCCCACAUCUGGAACAACUCAUCAACCAUGGCGUGUAAAAUUAAAUAAUUUUAAAAUGUCCUUUUUAGGAUCACCACGAUUUCAUCGGAAGAAAUCAUCUCUUAUUCAUACAACUGAUCAAUUGAGUGAAACACCUCCGAGUAGUCCAAAUUCUUUUACACAAAGUCAGUGGAGAAACUCUGGACGAGCAUCUGGUUUAGAACCAUCCCCUUUAUUAACUCAUAAAUCAUGGUUCAACGGUUUCUUGACAGCUGCCUCUGGUCAUGUAAUCACUAAGGGCAGUCAACAUGCAGUGAAUGCAGCCGCAGCGGCACAAGAUUCCGCAGCACUAGCAAUUUCUAUUCAAUCCAAGUGUAAAGAAGAAUGUGGUCAAAGUAAACAUGAACAUGAACAAAAUGAAUUUCCCCUUGAACAGGAUGGGAACUCAGCGAGAUUAUCGGAAUACGUUACAUCCAGUAAUGAAUUAGUAGAGAAUUGGAAAAAUUCCAAUAUAGUCUAUGAUGGAAAUACUACUACCACUACUAGCAAUAAUAAUAACACAGACUCACAGUAUUCAACUUCUCAACCUUCAUCACCAUCGUAUUCAUGUGUUUCAGACGGUGUAGCGAAAACUCACCAAUACCAUUAUCAUCCUCAUAAUCAUCACCUUCAUUAUCAUCAGACACAUCAACAAUCGCAUCAUCUUAGCGCUACGACAGAUAUUCAGUUCAAUGCAAAUCAGUUACAUCCUUCUUCAGACCCGUUCUCAAAUAAUAAACUAGUUGAAAGACGUGGACCGAAACCAUUAAUAUCAACAAAUUCUGUCACUAGUACUACCACCACAACGACACUAAAUAAUAGCAGUACUCCAGGAGGUGUAAAUGCUCCACCAGAGGAAACAAAUCAUGUUGUUAUGGUUAAAGGUCGUGCUUUAAACAGACUUAAAGCAGAACUUGUACAAGUUUUUCUAGCUACACCUGGUGUUGUUCACACAGUAAUUUCACCAACAAGUUUUCGAGCUGAAUAUCGUCGUGCAGGCAGUGGAUCAAGUUUACUUGCUCGACCUGUUAAACUUCAAGUGGAUAUGGUACGUGCAACUGGUGGAAUUAGUACAGGUUCUGGACACCAGAAUAAUAUAAAUUCCAUUUCUUCUGAACGAGAAGUGUAUGCAGUCAAUUUUCAACUGUUAUCAGGUCCAACACGUCGGUUCAAACGUUUAUGUGAUCAACUACAAACGGCUUUGCUGUCUGGUACUGCGCAUCCGAAUUUUGUGCCUCAUAGUACAUUGAAUUCUAAUGCACUAGUUGGAGGAACAUCAUCAAUAACCAGUGUUUCACCAGCAACUAAUGUUGGUACACCUUUCCUGAACCCAUUGACUCCAUCCUCUACAUCAGUAUCCUCCACCAAAGCAACAAGCCAUAUCUUGGAUGAACAAACUACAGAACAAAAUAAUUCUGACUUACAUUUCAAUCAAAGUCAUGCUCAUCAGUCUAUACAGUCCCGGUUCAGUGAUGAAGAGGCACUAUUCUCUGCAAAGUUAACCAAUCCUGACGAAACUACUAGCCAAAAGCAUACAAAAACAUCUUUUCCCGCUGCCUCCUCACAACCUCAUGAAACACUAGAUUCUACAUCGGAUUCCCUAAUUUGUCAAUGACUCUUCCAUCCACCCACGUACUCCUCCUUCCAUGUGCACACAAUCCCAAAAAGCCUUUCAUUUGCAUUAAUACUUCUUAAAAUUACAUGAUAAGGAGUGAGAUUAUAAAUACUAUUCUCUUUUGAAAUACAAUAACUUUAAUGAUUAUUCUUUUUUAUGUUGUAUUAAAACCGAACAUCUACAUAUAUGGCGAUGAUCAUGAGUUAGUUGUCCCCAUCAUUUUGGUUGACCUUUUUUAACAUAGCAACACUAAAAGGAUAAGACAAACAAUGAUGCAAGUUUGCAUCAUUAACUAUUAUUAUUAUUAUUACUUUUUGCUGAAAUGUUUUGCUACUUCUACAAACAAAAAUUUUCUUCACUCUUUCCUUUCAACUAUGUUGGUUGUUUUUAUUUUUCUUAUGACAUUUAUACACAACAUAUAUUCAUGUAUAUUCGUGUGUACGUGGAUUUAUGAUUUAAAUGUAGAUAAAGUUUUUUGUUCAUCUUAAGUAGUUUUAUCUAAUGUUAGUACAAUUAUUCCGUCACAAUCGAUUGAAUUACCUAAAACGGAUUAAUUACAUGCGUAAAGGUCAGUUCUAUUCAUGUGUGAGGUGAUAAUGUUAUUAUAGUAUAUUUUUCUAUGAGAAUCAAACAGAUAAAUAAAUAAGUAAACAGUUUUUUCUGGUCUUAAUGUCCUCUGAUACUAACUAUGUCAUAAAAAAAAAUACCCAUUCAUUAUUAAUAUUAUUAUACAUUAUUCUUGUUAUAAUUACUUGCAAUGGUGUAAAUGGUAAGGAGGUUGUUUAUGAUCUAAUACCUAAUUAAUACAUUGAAACAAAUUAUCUGAAUUUGUUCUAUCUCAUUAAAGUCGACAUUUAUCUUGCUAAUCUAGGAUACUAAUUUGGUCUAACCAUUACGAUUACUAUUAUGUUUAUUGUUGUUAUUAUUAUUAUUAAAAAUAUCAACAAGGCUAGCAAUAUCUCCAACAGUCUUUUGUUUUGUCAUUUAUCUUCACUUUUUGUUCGAUCUCGUUAUCAUCUCCGUUUCAUAGUUAACACUUAAAUUAAUAGUUUACGGCAUUGUGUGUUCCUUUUUCAUCUUUGUAUACAGUUCCUCUUACCUUUCUAUUGUUUUCGCGUGUUUGGAUCUUUUCUCUUCUUCUUCUCCCCCUUCCUCCGCACUCUCUGCCUGAAUAACAUGUCAGUAUGUAUUUUUUUAAAGAUCUUUUCCCAUGUAUUUCUAAUACACCUGUGUAUACACGUCUUCUCUAAGACUGUCCACACAUAUAUAUAUACUCUUAUCAUUAGGAAGAUAGAUAAUUAACAUUUAUCGUUUGAUUAUUCUUCUGUGUGUAUAUUUGUUUUAAAAUAAAUGCGAAAGGUUUUAAAUGUAUAAAAUUAUUAAUUGAUCCUGGAAUCUUUUACGUUUAUAUAAUCACCUAUUAUUCAUUUCAUGUUUGAUCAGUUACACAUUGACUAUUGUGUGUUUAUUACCUACUAUUCCCUAAUCUCAUAAAACCAAAUAACUUAUUUCGCAUUCACGAUUCAUUGUGUUUAUUUGAUUUUGUUGCUCUUAUCAUCGUCAAAUAUGUGGUUAGUUGACAGUAUUCUCUCCUUGUACUUGUACGCCUACAUUGUUCUUGGUGGCUUUUAAUCACUAACUUACAUUUAUAUAAAAAAUAUACAAUUGCAUUUUUAUGAAUAAAUAAAGACAAGACAUUUUUAUUUUCCAAUAUAACUUAGUAUGAUUAUUAUUCUUGAUUGUCUGUUAGUCUCUGUUUGAUAUAAUUUUGUUGACCUCAAAGUAUCUUACAUACUGGAAGAUACUAGUUUUUUUGUCUAGUAAAAAGAAAAACACCGAAAUGUCUAUUUUCUGCAUAUGUCUAUCCAGUUUUUGUUCCCUAUUUCUCUUUUUUAUUAUUGAGUUUUCUCAUCUCGUGUUGGGAUUUAAUCAGUUCCAUAUGAAUUUUGUUAUUCUAAACGAAAUGCUCUUCGUUAUUUUUACCUGUCGAGUAUGAAUUUCUCUCGCUUUUUUUUCUUUAUUGUUGCCUUUAUUAAAUUUAAGCCGUGAUUUUGACAACAAAACGAUGGAGAAAAAGAAGACGAAAAAGGGAAAGACUUGACUGUUAAAGAACAAAAUAAGGAAAGGUGAAUAAAGUACAAAUUAAUAAAUGAAAUAUAAAAAAGAAAAUGUUUUUUAUUUGUAUAUUUAUUGUUUUCAAUUCUGAGCUUUGUAGAAUAAAUAGAAUGAUCAGUAAUUAUU
Molecule: messenger RNA, 6906 nt
Organism: Schistosoma guineensis
Lineage: Eukaryota; Metazoa; Platyhelminthes; Trematoda; Strigeidida; Schistosomatidae
Source: the annotation of a GenBank genome assembly